GUGAUCGUUCUUUCCGCCUUUCAACGUGAACAAUUAGGAAGACCGUUGUGUCCGGAUAUGAGCGCUAAUUGGAAAGACGCGUGGGCAGUACAUUCCGAUGUCUUAGACUGGCUCGUCGCCAGUGGAAACGAUUGGAAAAUACACGAACAAUGUCAAGUCUACCAACAAGAAUCUAACGAUGUCCAGAGAGCUGUUUACAGGUUCCUGAUAGAAUGUGACCCAUCUCUGUUGCUAGAAUACAAUGUGUCUCUAGGCAGCUAUGUGCUCAACAACUACCGAGAAGCUGCGAAGACGAUACAAGAGGUUUGUUACACUCUCAUCAGCCAGCUACAAUGGAUUCCGUGUCAAUUCAAUAUUUGCAAAAGCCAGGUUUCAGUCGUCCUCAGGCUACUGUCUCUUCCUACGAUACCAGAAUACGAGAUCUCAUCGACAACGGAUAUUCCUCCAAUUCAAAAUCGUGCCAACCUAGUGACGUUCACUGGAAUUGUCUCGGGCCUGUCGACGGUCACCAAAUACACGCUAAAAAGUGUUGUAACUUUCAGGCAAAGUACACGCUAUUACUGCUCAUCCGACCAUGCAGAUCGGUUCAACUACAUUCGAGUUCACAAACCCGGUGCCUCUGAAGCUGCUACAGCCAGAAACGACUUCCUCUGUGACCAGUGUGGUUCUCUAUUACAGGAAGACGUCACCUGCAGACUUUUAUCGGACAAGGUGACCGUAGAUAUGAUUCCAUUCGAUGCUAUUCGCAGUCAGUCAGAAAAGAGGCCGCCAACGAGGUUCCAAAGUUUGACGGUCAUUUUGAGAGAUGAGCUUAGUCACGGUGUCCACAUCGGGCAGCGUUGCAGCAUAAUUGGAAUCCCUGUCUACAAUGUUGUCGAAGUUCACGGUCACUGCCUGGGUAACGUUUAUCUAGAGGCAAACAACGUCAUACUAGAAUCCACGUCGUGCAGUAUCACCACCCAUUCACUUGUCGGUUCUGCUACUCUACAGUCGCUUCUAGCAAUUGCCGUGCCAUCUCUCUCCCCGGGAAUGUCGCAGCUAAUCCGCGAUUGUAGCUUUUCUCCGUGGUCUUUCUCUGCUACUUUAGCGUACAUCUUUGCAGGUACACAGCGUUGGCGCGUGCUUGUUUGCGUGCAUGCACGUCGGAACUUGCACACUUUCCCGAAUUCUCUUUUCGCAGGCACCAUUACACCACCCGGCACUUUUCACAAGUUAAAACUGUCAAUCCUUCUCAGUCUCGUCAACGUAAUAUCCAAAUCGCACCAGCAAGACAAAGACAGCAAAUUACCGAACGACAAGUCUCUCUUUCAUCUGCUAGUCAUAGGACGACACGUUGUAGAAAUUCAACGUUUACUGUCUUAUUCAUCAUCUCUUAGUCCCAUCUGCUGUCACCAUCAGUCAUCAAACGACAUGUUCGGUACCGCCACGAAAGAUAAGUUCGGAGCAAAUGCAUUUAUCGAAGGAGGCUCGCUGUUGCUAUCUACCGACGGGGUAUGCCUCAUUGACGAUGUCAUCGGACUGAAAAAAGAAGCACUGAAGAGACUCCAGACAAGCAUGGAAAAUGAUGAGGUAUUCAUCGAUAUACCCAAGAGAUUCACUGACGAACUGCAUCGGGAACAACAGCAAAUGAUAGUCAAGCUUUCUUCUACAAUUUGGGCAAGCUGCAGUUCAGAGGCAUCGAGAGAGCGCAAAGGUCAAACAGCUGACACAAACGGAACUACCGGGAAGGAAGCCGUCCCUCUUAGUAAAUCUCUUACCGACCGAUUCGGUCUGCUCGUAUUCACUGACGAGGAAAACGUGUCUACGGAUACCUGGGCAGAGCAGCAGUUGACAGAGCACUUACUGGGCUUAUCGACGAUGUCUUCUAUACCUGAUUCAAAUCCAUUCCCAGUCAACGACAGGGAUAUCGUGCAACUCUUGUACCGUGCUGCAUUCCUAAAAUCGACGUUCUGUGCUUCUGCUUUGGAGCUGAUUCGGGCCUUCUACCUCGCCAGUCGCCGCAUACGCGGCUCCAGCGUUCACGGAACUGACAUUUCAGUCACGGCUCUACACGCGAUGAAAUCACUGGCAGCAGCCCAUGCAAAGCUGCACUUACGAAACGAGGUUCUAGAAGAAGAUGCGGUGUCUGCUAUCCAUUUGUGCGAAGAAGCCAUGACGUCGCAAUACGGUUAUUCGCUAGUGGGAGUAAAGCCUUUGCCCCACUUUCAGGACAGCAAAACAGACACUUACAUUGGGAAAGAAUAUGAUGCCCGAAUGAGACAAUUUCAUCUUCAUCUCCUUCGAUUUUGUACGUCACAUGGAUAUUUGGGGUUCACAGCGAGAGAGGAAUAGCAAGAUUACGGUUGCAUCUGGCAAACUUUUAACAUUACAAUAAUACUGUUCUGCUACGAGUAUAGUAAUGUGUAUAUAUGCACAAGCAACAAUUAAGUAAUCUAACAACAAAUAAUAGAGUGUAAACGUAAA
This is a messenger RNA of Corticium candelabrum, 2463 nucleotides long. RefSeq names its product minichromosome maintenance domain-containing protein 2-like. NCBI's taxonomy places the organism in Eukaryota, Metazoa, Porifera, Homoscleromorpha, Homosclerophorida, Plakinidae. Gene Ontology annotation, molecular function: single-stranded DNA helicase activity; ATP binding; DNA binding. The coding region runs from base 58 to 2331 and encodes 757 amino acids. The record is from RefSeq and is a predicted model, not a curated record. Gene Ontology annotation, biological process: double-strand break repair via break-induced replication. The transcript is spliced from 20 exons.